CUCCUCACUGGGCGCUCGUGGCAGCUCAGCCCCCUUGGCCCCGGCCUUAUAUUUCUUCAGCCGCGAGUGUCUGUUCUGCAAACCUAGAAGCUCAGCAGCCACAACAAUACAACAUGCUGGCUCAGCGCAUUGCCAAACUGCUCCGCCUUGGCGCCUCUGGACAUGCAGCUGUGGGGAGGGGACGUCCCGGGCUGGCAGUGGGCAACUUGGAGCUAGGGAGACGCUUCAGUGACAGCCCGAAGCCAGAAAGCACAGACCAGGGCUCUGCGGACAAAGUGAGGCUACAUUUUAUAAAUCGGGAUGGAGAGAAAUACUCGGUCAGCGCCAAAGAAGGGGAAAGUCUGCUGGAGGUUGUGAUAAAUCAAAAUAUUAACAUCGAUGGCUUUGGGGCGUGUGAGGGCACCCUGGCCUGCUCCACUUGCCAUCUAAUCUUUGAGAAAGCAGCAUUUCAGCAACUGGGUGAGAUCAGUGAUGACGAGCUGGACAUGCUGGACUUGGCCUACGGACUGACUGACACAUCUCGUCUGGGUUGCCAGGUGUGUGUGAAGAAAUGGAUGGACGGCCUGACGGUCCAGGUGCCCACGGAGGUCUCAGACAUCAGGAGAGAACUGGAAGUGGAGAAGCAAAAGAAACAGUAGUUGAAGCACAUGACAUGCCCUGCAAAUAUUAUCCUGACACUGUUAAAAGAGGGGAAGCCUUUACUUUCCAGACUGAAAGCAAACACCCUAAACCAACCAAACCCCAUUUCUCACUUGCUGUGCCCAACAAACUCAAGCAUAUGGUGGUUUAAUAUGACACCUUAGUUCAGAUUAUUCGUGGCUAGAAUCACUUGGGUCAUCUAACCACUUAACCAUGUGCAACACAGCCUCAUUUUAGCCCCCAUUUAGGCUGUAGUGCCAGGCCAGCUCCUGAAAGGGGCUCUGUGCCCAAAAUCUGUAGACUCACCUGAAUUGGGAUGAAAAAUUGGUGCUCUGUGUAGCUCAUUUCUGCCAGAGGGAUUGAGAGAGAUUUCUGGACAUCUGCUGCUUCCAAGGAAGCUUCUUUAUGGCUUGAUAAAAUUGAUGGGAGAAAGAUUGUGAAAUCCCAAAGUAGCAGCCCAUUCCAAGCCCAUCAGUUGGGGGCUACAUUUAUCCCCUUUGAAUGGGCUGGGAUGUGCUCUUACUUGCAGCCCCCCCCCCUCCGUUGGCCAUUGUGUGAGGCAGAGGAGGAGCAAGACUCACCCUAACUGAGCCAGCGAAAACAAAGUCAAGUUCAAUUGUUUGGAUCACGGGACCCAUCUCCGAGUCUAUCCCUGUGAUCCCCUUGGAGAUCUCCCUUCCGCCAAGUCUAGUCCUGCUUAAGUUCUGAGCCCAACUUUGGCUCUUCUAGACUGGAAGCCAAUCCACAUUUGAGCCGAUACCUUGGAGAAGAUGAAUACAGAAUUCCACACAUAUGAAGUUAGAGAGAUGCAGUGAAUAGUUAGGGUCUGUUCCUGGCUAUGAAGACCAUUGUUCUGGUUUUCACUGUGGAUUAUUUCUUUGCAAUGUGCAUUUUUAUUGUACGUUUUCACAAAGUGUAUUCAGAAGAAUUUCCCCUUUACAGCUACUCAUGUCAAAUAUUAUUCUGUUGGAAAGGUAGAAAUAAAAACUUUCAAACCAAA
Molecule: messenger RNA, 1639 nt
Organism: Ahaetulla prasina
Lineage: Eukaryota; Metazoa; Chordata; Lepidosauria; Squamata; Colubridae
Product: adrenodoxin-like
Exons: 4
Coding region: 114-638 (174 amino acids)
Biological process (GO): positive regulation of oxidoreductase activity; P450-containing electron transport chain
Cellular component (GO): mitochondrion
Molecular function (GO): 2 iron, 2 sulfur cluster binding
Source: RefSeq, a predicted model, not a curated record